AUGGGAUUUUCUUUAUUACUGCUCCAAACAUUGAUGGGGGAUUCUGGUUAUAAUAUAUUACCAAGGCGUCGGAUUCGAUCGCUUCUACUAUUCUUGUUAACCUUGUUCAUGGUUUUAACGUUUCUUAGACAACUUUCAAUUUCUUAUCAAUCUGACAUGACACCGAUUUCAAUCAAUUUUAAUCAAUCUGGUCUAGAUUGGAAUAUUCAAUUGGAUAAUAUCAAAUCAACUUCAGAUGAUUCAACAUUAAAUUUGAGUUAUCGAGUACAUGGAUUCUAUUAUGCAUGGUAUGAUGCUCCACAAAAAUUAUCAAAUCAAAAUUCAUUGAAUAAUAAUGAUAAUAACUGGUCACAUUGGAAUCACCGACGCCUGAAACAUUGGAAUGCUAGAGUUGCGAUUGGUUAUUCAACGGAACCUCAUUAUCCACCAUAUUUAUUAGCAUCAUCUUUCUAUCCAAAAUUAGGUCCAUAUUCAUCAAAAGAUUUGAAUAUUAUUCAUAUUCAUAUGGAAAUGAUUAGAUUUGCUGGAAUCGGUGUCUUAGUCGUAUCAUGGUAUCCAAAGGGUAUGUCUGAUGAUAAUGGAAAACCUGUGGAUGAUAUAAUAUUCCCAUUAUUAAACAUAGCUAAUAAAUAUGGUAUAAAAAUUUGUUUACAUUUGGAACCAUAUAAAAAUCGUAAUGUCAGUACAAUCGUUUCAGAUUUAAAGUAUAUUUAUGAAAAAGGAUACACUUCUCAUCCAGCUUAUUAUCAUGUUUCUGCUAAUCAAUAUGACGAUGGUAAAUUAUUACCUGUAGUGUAUGUGUAUGAUUCUUAUAUAAUAAAACCAUCAGAAUGGAAGAAAAUUCUUCAACCAAAUGAUGAAGAAACAACUAUACGAAAUAAAAUGUAUAAUGUACAUAUGAUUGGUUUAUUACUUGAAACUAAUGAUUGUAGAAUAUUGUAUGAAUCAGGAUUUAACGGUGGUUAUACAUAUUUUGUUGGUCAUGGAAUAUCAAAAGCCAGUUCACCAGAUACAUGGAAUGAUUUAUCAAACGAAUGUACAAUGUAUAAUUUAACAUUCUAUCCUAGUAUUGGUCCAGGUUAUCAUGAUCUAUCUGUACGUCCAUGGAAUACUGCAGCUAUUCAAUUACGUGAAUUUGGUUCAAGAUAUAUUCAAGUAUUUCAUAAAGCAAUGAAUAUUCAAUCAAAUGGUAUAAGUAUUGUAUCAUUUAAUGAAUGGCAUGAAGGUACACAAAUUGAAUCAUCUAUACCAUUUGAAUGGAGGAAUUAUUUAAAACAAUCAAAAGUGUAUAUGAAUUAUUUACCAUAUUCACCAGAAUUUUAUUUACGUUUAACACGUUUAAUGAUAAAUCAAUUUGAGAAUUUUACUAGUUUACCAAGAAAAUUUAAUGAGACAGAUAACAAUGAAUUGCAAUGGUUGUAUACAUUAAUAAAUAAAAUGAUAAAAAUUGCCUAGUGACAAAAGUAUAUGGUGAACAAAACCUUAUAAAUAUUUUCUUUAUACUUUGGAUUACUUAAAUAAGUAGUAUAAACAUCCACUUGUAAAAUACAUAUAUUGUUUUUGUU
Molecule: messenger RNA, 1565 nt
Organism: Schistosoma haematobium
Lineage: Eukaryota; Metazoa; Platyhelminthes; Trematoda; Strigeidida; Schistosomatidae
Exons: 7
Coding region: 1-1455 (484 amino acids)
Cellular component (GO): Golgi apparatus
Molecular function (GO): alpha-mannosidase activity
Source: RefSeq, a predicted model, not a curated record